Messenger RNA from Rubroshorea leprosula, 3168 nucleotides. NCBI's taxonomy places the organism in Eukaryota, Viridiplantae, Streptophyta, Magnoliopsida, Malvales, Dipterocarpaceae. The record is from the annotation of a GenBank genome assembly.
CAGUAUCUGUGGUUGUUCCCAUCUCUACUUCUCUCCGUGCUUCCUCUCCAUCCUUUCAUCUCAGAGACAAUAAAAUAAAGCUCUUUCUUUUUGUUCAUUAAUUUACGCCAUUCAUCUUCUUCUUGCUGGUCUUCUUUUUCCUUUUGCAGCACGAAUCGCUAGAUUCUGCAGUGUUUUCUGCUCCUGUAUGUGUGUAUAUAUUGUAUAUAUGCAUAGAUUCAGGUUUUUGUAGUGAUAGCCUCUUUUUUUUUCUUUUUUUUUUGAGUUCUGGUUCUUGGUGAUCUGAGUUUCGAGUUUACCCGGCCGUGAAGGCUCGGGAUCCGGCGACCAGAUGGCGGAGGAAAAUUGGAUUGCCGGAGGACCGGACCCGAACGCAAGCUAUUUGCAGAAGUUCGGACUCUACGAGACUAGCUCGUAUUUCUAUAUGAUAGGAAGGGACAAGGAUAGAACUAUGUGGAGGGUGUUAAAGAUUGACCGCCUAGAGCCUUCUGAACUAAACAUUGUUGAAGAUUGUACUACAUACUCCGAAACUGAAUACCGUGAUAUAUUAAGACGGAUACAUGAAGGAAAUAGGCCUACUGGUGGACUUAAAUUUGUCACUGUUUGUUAUGGAAUAAUUGGUUUCAUAAAAUUUUUGGGACCUUAUUACAUGCUACUUAUCACAAAAAGAAGGAAGCUAGGUCUGAUUUGUGGGCACACCAUCUAUGCCAUUUCCAAGAGCAAGAUGAUUUCUAUACCACAUGCUUCUGUUCUACCCAAAGUGGCUAAUUCUAAGGAUGAGAAAAGAUACAAGAAGCUUCUUUGCAUGGUGGAUCUUACAAAGGACUUCUUUUUUAGCUACUCAUACAAUGUCAUGCAUAGUCUUCAAAAAAAUUUAUGCAACAGUGGAACAGGACAAGUUCAGUAUCAGUAUGAAACAAUGUUUGUAUGGAAUGAGUACUUAACUAGAGGAAUCAGGGAUAAUCUCAAGAAUAAUCUGUGGACAGUUGCAUUAGUUUAUGGCUUCUUCAAGCAGGUCAAACUUUCUGUAUCUGGAAGGGACGUUAAUUUGACUCUCAUUGCUCGGCGUUCACGACAUUAUGCUGGAACAAGAUAUUUGAAGCGCGGCGUAAAUGAUAAGGGUAGAGUAGCUAAUGAUGUUGAGACAGAACAAAUUGUGUCGGAAAAUGUUCCUGAAGGAAGCCCUAUGCAAAUAAGUUCUGUUGUCCAGAUUCGGGGUUCGAUCCCACUUUUCUGGUCCCAGGAAACUUCGCGCUUGAAUUUGAAACCCAAUAUCCUAUUAUCAAAGAAGGACACCAAUUACGAGGCAACAAGACUUCAUUUUGUGAAUCUUGCAAAGAGAUAUGGAAAUCCAAUAAUUAUAUUAAAUUUAAUAAGGACACAUGAGAAGAAACCUCGAGAAAGUAUCCUCUGUGCAGAGUUUGCAAAUGCUGUCAGAUUUAUCAAUAAGAGUUCAACUAAGGAAAGCCGUUUGAGGUUCUUACACUUGGAUCUGCACAAACACUCUAGAAACAAAGCUGCAAAUGUGUUGGCACAUCUAAGCAGGGUAGCUGCAUAUCCAUUAAAUUUAACUGGCUUCUUUCACUGUCAAGUGAGACCAAAUUUUAGACAAGAGGGACUGUUGAAUAUUUCCUUCUCUGAACAAAAUGUCUGUGAUUGCUCCAUCCUUUCUGACAAUGCUGAUUCUAUCAAGGUGGGGAAAGAUGUCAGCAAAGAAAUAAGCUAUUCUACUGAAAAUGACUGUAUAAAGCCCCUAAUGUUUCAGAAAGGGGUCCUUAGGACCAACUGCAUAGACUGUUUAGAUCGCACUAAUGUUGCACAAUUUGCCUAUGGUUUUGUGGCGCUUGGUCGUCAACUUCAUGCUUUGGGAUUUACGACAUCAUCAGAUAUUGAACUUGAUAAUCCUUUGGCUGAGGAUUUGACAAGAAUUUAUGAGACAAUGGGUGACACACUUGCAAUUCAGUAUGGUGGUUCUGCUGCACACAACAAGAUAUUUUCUCAAUGGCGAGGUCAAUGGAAGGCAGCGACUCAGUCCCAGGAAUUCUUUAGAACUUUACAACGUUACUACAGCAAUGCUUACAUGGAUGCUGAGAAGCAAAAUGCCAUUAAUGUGUUCUUGGGUCACUUUCAACCACAACAGGGUAAACCAGCACUCUGGGAAUUGGAUUCAGACCAGCAUCACAAUGUUGGAACACAAUCUUCUAAUUCUCUUAUUGAGAAUUCUACGUCACAUUUUAAAAGAUCACUCUCUGAUGGCAAUAUCGCAAGUGACUCAUCCAUUCCCCCUUCAAAUGGUGCAUGCAAUCGAACUCUCUUUGGGCAGACAGAAGCUAACCAGGGUCUCUCAGAUUCCAUGCCAGAGAUAUUAACUUGCAAAAGUGGCUUAUCUUAUGCCAGGAAACGUUUUGGAGAUAUGGAAAAUAAUUAUUUUUUCGAAAGUGAUUACAUCUGUUAUGAUGAAAAUGGAGAUGAAUGUAGCUGCACAAGUUUUGAUAAGGAUUGGCUAUCGUCAUCAGGAAAUUCCUGUGAAGAUGAUCUGUAUGACAGGUACUUUGACAGGUCUAUUGCUGGCCUAUCCUCCUCUGAGAAUGUUGCUGAUCUGAAAAUUGAAAUUACUACAUCUCCCAGUGAAUCUGGUUCAAGCAUUAAGGGAGGGAACCGAUCAGCAUCCAUGUAUACCACCUACUCCGACAUCAAUCUGGAUGAAUUUUCCGAUAGCUUUGCGCACUGGGUUGCUGAUGGAGAAAUGCUUGGUCCAUUGACGUCUAAAUCAAUUUAGUUACAUUAUAACAUUCAUUUCAACUUGCACAUAAUUGAAUCCAUCCAAAGGAUCUGGAUUCUUAACGGGAAUAAAGAGGAAGAAGAGAUCUCGACCGAAAAAAGAAUUGCGGCCUUACCACAAUAUUGGAUCCCAGAGUGGGGAUGAAGGUAGAAGAGGUACAGGCGGAGAAACGGUACAUAACCAUUUUAUUUUUGGAGCACCAGGCUCUCAAUUUAGGGGAAGUUCCAUACACUUUAGGCAGCCUCGUAAAUAUUUGUAGGUUCGUUUUCCUUUCUGUUGUAUUUUUCCAUAAUCAUUCAUGUACAUUUGGGAAUGGCAUAUUUGACAUUUUAGAUGGAUGCUGCUUUUCAGAAUUGUAAAGCUUGCUACUGGAAGGCAAAAGCAAU